AUGUACCGUUCCACUUCCACCUCCUCCUCGUCGGCUGCCACCGCCCGACCUCCCUCCCGCACCUCGCCAUCGUUCGCCUCGGGCUCGCCGUCGCCGUCCCGCCCAUCCUCGGCCGCUUCUGCCCGUCGUCCACCCUCAACCCGCGGUCCGCCGGCGUCGUACACGCGCGACCACCUCUUCGACGACGACGACGACGACCUCGCCGGUCCUACGCCGCAACCUUCGUCGUCGCGGUACUUUGCCACGGUCGCGCACGACGACGGCCACCUCGCCUCGCGACGCUCGCCGCCCUCGCGCCCGCCCCGACCCGUCGCCGCCGACUUGCCGCCCCACCCGGGCCACGACAUCUUCCUUCGCCGCCCUCCCUCCAUGUCGUCCUCGGCCUCGUCGUCGUCCCGUCGCGCGCGCCCUCCGCCCAUCGUCACGGCGUCGGCGCCCGACCGCGCUUUCCUCCGACCUCGUCACCCGUCCCGUCACGACGACCCGUCCUCGUCCUCGUCUUCUUCCUCCGACGACGACCGCCAACGUCCCCUCUCGGCCCUCAUGCCUCGAUCCGCCCUCGCCAACUACUUCAACCUCGACUUCUCGUUCCUAGACGACGAGCCGCCUCCUCGAAAGUCGGCGUACGGGCGGCACGCGCAGGAGGACGCUCGGCGGGUCGAGCGCAGCGCCCGAGGGCCUCGUGCGUCCGACGACUACUUCAACUCGAAGCGGCUCAGCGAGUCGCUGCCAGCCUCGAAGCGCCUCUCGACCAGCUCCUCCACGACAAGCGGCCUCCCCUUUCCCAGCGCCAGCCUACCCUUUCCCUCUCGACGGCCGACCCUCCCGCAACGCCCGUCGACCGACUCGGUCUCGACCCGCCGCAGCAGCCUCCUCUCUCCAAGCCUCUCGCCCAACUACUCGCCGAGCCACCUUCCCUCGGUCGACGGGCGCCGUCCUUCGGCCGUCUCGUACACGUCCGUCGAGUCGGGCGGCAGCAAUGCCUGCGCCACGGCGUAUGCGUCGCGCCGCUCGCCCCUGUCGCCGACCUUCCCGGCCAUCGCCGAGGCGGGACCCGACGCGGCCGAGAAGCGCAAGCGCCUCGCAGCGUUCCUCGACGAGGCGGCGUCGGCGAUGGAGGGCGGCAAGUCGCUCAUGAUGGUCGUCCCUGAGCACAAGUCGCUCUCGGACCUCGCCGAGCAGCACGUCAGCCCGCAGACGUCCUCGCGCGCCCAGGGCUUCAGCCACCCGUUCAGCGACCACGGUGGCUCCCCGUCUCGCCACGUCUCGCCCAACCGUCAGCCGUCGAGCCCUGUCGUCGACCCGCAGGCCGUCAGCCCGACGAGCGGGCCACCCGCCGUACUCGUCGAGCCGCCCUCGUUCGCCGAUCGGAUCCGCGAGCACGAGGCGACCCACGAGUCGCUCCUGAGCGCGGGCGAGCGCGAGCCCGGCGUCGAGACGACCGUCCUGGGCGAGUCCGCCCGUGACUCGUCGCACUUGCUCGACCUCAGCUCGCCCGGCCUCGGCCUGUCGAGCAUGGGCGUUCAGGCGCCGUCGCACGUGCAGCACGUGCAGCGCUCGCCGUCGACGGUGCGCGCGUCGUCGCCUGCAUCGCCCGCUGUCGGCUCGCCGCCGCAGCCGGCGAGCCCGUCCGCCUCGUUCGAGACCGACCAGCGCGUCAAGCGCCUCGAGAAGCGCCGCAAGAUCAUCCGCGAGCUCGUCGAGACCGAGGCGUCGUACGCCGUCGACAUGGCGGUCGUGCGCGACAUCUACCUCGCGCGGGCUCGAGGUGCCCACAUGGCGCAGAUCGCCGACCACGUCAUGAGCACCGGCCUGGGUCUCGGCAACGGCAGCCCGGCGAGUCCUCCCUCGCCGACGCUCGCAGCCCGCCGUUCGCCCCUUCGACCCGACUUUGUCCGCCGCAUCUCGGACCGCGCCGAGAUCGAGUCGAGCCGCAGGACCUCGUCUGGGUCGCUCGGCGCGGGCAAGGGCGACCAGCGACGCCCACCUGUCGUGCCCUCGCUCCCGACGCUCAUGCCCGGCCAGCCGCUCAUGAGCGAGCAGGACCUUCACGUCGUGUUCGCCAACCUCGAGGAGAUCGCCGGGUUCGCCGACGACUUCGCCAACGCGCUCGAUGCGGCGGCCGGCACCGACGACCCGGAGGCGGACGACGACCGGAUCGGCGAGAUCUUUGUCGACAAGAUCCCUCGCAUCCAGCAGAUCUACUCGACCUACUGCGUCCGCCACCACCGCGCCAUCCUGCGCCUGCAAGAGCUCGAGCCGACGCUGCGCACGUACCUGUCCGAGGCCAAGACGCUCUCGCACGGCCGCACCAACGCCUGGGACCUCGCGUCGCUCCUCAUCAAGCCCGUCCAGCGGUGCCUCAAGUACCCGCUCCUGCUCGACCAGAUCCUCGCCGUCACGCCCGAGACGCACCCGGACCGAGUCGCCCUCCAGCGCGCCAACGCCGACAUGCUCCUCGUCGCCGAGCACAUCAACGAGGUCAAGAAGAAGCAGGACGCCGUCAACCGGGUCGUCGGCAAGGACAAGCCGAACCAGCGCCGCGAGUCGUCGCGGUCCAUCUCGUCGUCGGUCACCAAGAAGCUCCUUCGCUCGUCGCAGAAGGCCAAGACGGCGUUCGGCUUCCCGGACAACGGCGGCGACGAGAUGUUCGACACCCUCGUCGCCCUCGUCGACAGUACCCGGAGCGGCGUCCUGCGGUUCUCGAACGAGAUGCGCGACUGGACCAAGAGCACCAAGGCGGCGCUCGAGGCGCAGGUCAACAUGGUCGAGGGCUGGAUCCAGAUGUACGCGCCCAUGGCCGGCGAGCGCCACUCGGCGGCGAGCGUCAGCCACCGCCGCCUGUGCAUCUUCCUCGACGAGGUCCUGAUCCCGAUCAUCGAGUUGCCCUGGCGCGAGCUCGACUACGAGGUCCGCCGGUCGCUCAUCCUCAAGACCGACCACCUCCUGAGCCUGUUCGAGUCGCCUCGCCAGGUCAUCGCCAAGCGCAACGACAAGAUGCUCGACCACGCGCGCUACCUCGCCAAGAAGCUGCCCGUCGACCGCCGCGGCUCGGAAGAGUUCCUCCUCCUGUCGUCGCAGCUCCUCGAGGAGUUGCCCCGCUUCCUCGGCAGCGUGUCACGCUACUUCAACAUCAUCGUCGGCCACUUUGCGGGCGCCCAGGCGGCGUACCACGAGGCGGUCCAGGAGCGGUGGAACGCGUUUGCCGAGCAGUGGGUCGUCCAGGUCCACGGCGACACGUACGAGGACAUCGAGGCGUCCUUCAUGGAGCAGCACGAGCCGCUCGACCAGAUGAUGGAGACGCUCGCUGCAGGACUCGGCCUCGCCAUCGCCCAUUCGAGCUCGAGCUCGCCGCACACCCGUCAGCCCCCGUCGAGGCACUCGCACCGCUCGUCGACCUCGAGCCGCCCGUCGUCGGCCGGCUACUCGUCGUCGCUUCCCGUCACGCCCGACGAGCCGCGCAACGGGCAGCGCGAGUCAUACGUGUCGGGCACGUCGAGCUACUCGUCCGGCCUUCGUCACCGGGCCAGCCUCGGCUCGGGCCACCGCAGCAGCGUCACGUCCGACUCGUCGGCGCCGUCGCUCCGGCCGGCGAGCGCCGGCGGGUCGGGCUCGUCGAAGGAGGUCCUCACGCCGCCGCCGCUGCAGCCGAUCCGGUCCAACUCGACCAAGCGCUCGAGCUCUAGCCCGUCGAGCCCGCACAACAUCGUACACGAGCCGCUCGGCGGUCACGACCGCCGCACGAUGGCCAAGCGGUACGACCACCCGUUGCCCUCGCCGCCGCCGCCUCCUGCCCGCAAGGUGUCGUCGGCGUCGACGAUCGGUCGUGAGGAGUCCGCACCUCGCCUGCGCUCCGAGACGUCGGCCCGCUCGGCCAAGGAGCUGCGCGACAAGUACUUGUCGACGUACAGCGUCUACCUCCCGUCCGGCGAGGCGUACGGCGGCGACGGCGACGACGAGUCGUUCGGCCACGGCGACGCGCCGCUCUACAUCGCCGAGGCGGUCAACGCGAGCCGGUCGACGGCGUUCCGCUCCGGGUACCCGAUCCUCAGCUUCGACGCGGGCGAGCGGUUCUACGUCGAGCUCGAGGAGGCCGACCGGGUCGAGGGCGGCAGCGGGUGGCUCCUCGGGCGCAAGCUCGAGGGCGAGAACAGCCUCGGGUGGGCGAGGACCGAGGACUUUGUCAUGGUCGAGGAGGAGGUCGACGACGAGGUCUCGUCGUGAGGGCCCGGGCGUCUCUGUCUCUCGCAUCCAGCAGUUCUUUCGUACAUGUCUGUUGUAUUGCACGGUCCUGCUCUGCAGCU
This is a messenger RNA of Rhodotorula graminis WP1, 4304 nucleotides long. RefSeq lists its product as uncharacterized. The record is from RefSeq and is a predicted model, not a curated record. Gene Ontology annotation, molecular function: guanyl-nucleotide exchange factor activity; protein binding. Lineage: Eukaryota; Fungi; Basidiomycota; Microbotryomycetes; Sporidiobolales; Sporidiobolaceae. The transcript has 6 exons. Gene Ontology annotation, cellular component: cytoplasm. Bases 1 to 4224 code for a protein of 1407 amino acids.